UACACAAACUUCCAAAAUCUCAAAUGAUUCCUAGCCUCUCCUCACCGGCCUUGUAUGUAAUGUAAUGUAGUUGUACCACUACGACUAAUCGACACUCUCUCCUCCUCCAAAUCAGAAAAAAUGAAACCCCACGUUCACAUCAUCACCUCUAAUUUUAGUCCUUCACCCCCACCUCACCUUCUCAUACCACGCCGUCUCCCUUCCUUUACUCGCCUCCUCACUCUCUCUCUCCACCCUCACGACAACCCCCACGAUGCUCGCCGCCGCUCCUCCGCAGUCUCUCGGCGCGCCGUUUUAGUCACUCCGUUUCUCGCCCCCGCUGGCUCUCUCCUCCUACAACAAUCCCAGUCCUUGGCCGAGGAGAUAACGCCGCCUUCCCCUCCGGUGACUUCGCCUCCGCCUAAGGUGGUCGUAGAGGAUGCGCUUGUGUCGGCGAGGAUAUACGACGCUACAGCUAUCGGGGAGCCGUUGGCGGUGGGGAAAGAUAAGAGCAAAGUGUGGGAGAAGUUGAUGAAUGCCAGGAUUGUUUAUUUAGGAGAAGCUGAGCAAGUUCCAAUUAGAGACGAUAAAGAAUUGGAGCUUGAGAUUGUUAAGAAUUUGGAAAACCGCUGCGUUGAGAACCAGAGGCCGUUGGCUUUGGCUCUCGAAGCUUUUCCUUCCGAUUUACAAAACCAACUCGAUCAGUUUAUGGCUAAAAGGAUAGAUGGAGAAGGGCUGAAAUCUUUUGUUUCACAUUGGUCAGCUCAAAGGUGGCAGGAGUAUGAACCCAUUUUAAAUUAUUGUCGCGAUAAUGAAGUUCGCCUUGUUGCUUGUGGAACUCCAUUAAAGAUCCUAAGGACUGUGCAAGCUGAAGGUAUUCGUGGCCUCUCUAAGGCUGAGCGUAAGGCAUAUGCUCCUCCAGCUGGUUCAGGUUUCAUAUCAGGCUUUAGUUCUAUUUCACGCAGAUCGACUAUGGAAAAUCAUUUCCCGACUCAGUCAAUUCCCUUCGGUCCAAGUUCAUAUUUAUCUGCACAAGCAAGAGUGGUUGACGAAUAUAACAUGUCCCAAAUUAUUCUGAAAGAAGUUUCAGAUGGAGGAGCCACAAGUUUGUUAGUAGUUGUGACUGGUGCAAACCAUGUCCAAUUUGGUUCUAGAGGGACAGGGGUGCCUGCCAGAAUUUCAAAAAAGAUUCAGAAGAAGAACCAAGUGGCUAUUCUUCUUAAUCCCGAAAGGCAAUACAUAAGAAGAGAGGGAGACGUCCCUGUUGCUGAUUUCUUGUGGUAUUCUGCAGCCAGACCUUGCAGUCGGAAUUGUUUUGAUCGUGCUGAAAUUGCUCGAGUCAUGAAUGCAGCUGGCAGGCAGCGAGAAGCCCUACCCCAGGACCUUCAAAAAGGACUUGACCUUGGUUUAGUAUCUCCAGAGGUCCUGCAGAACUUUUUUGAUCUGGAGCAAUAUCCUCUUAUUUCAGAGCUCACUCAUCGCUUCCAGGGAUUCAGGGAAAGAUUGUUAGCUGAUCCCAAGUUCUUGCAUAGACUAGCUAUAGAAGAAGCUAUAUCGAUAACAACUACUCUCUUAGCACAGUAUGAGAGGCGUAAAGAAAAUUUCUUUGAAGAGCUUGACUAUGUUAUUACUGACACGGCCCGAGGAAUAGUUGUUGAUUUCUUUACCGUAUGGCUUCCUGCCCCAACUAUCUCAUUCCUCUCAAAUGCUGAUGGAGCUGACAACAUGGAUGCUAUAAAAGGUCUCCUUGGUUCAAUACCCGAUAAUGCAUUUCAGAAGAAUCUUGCUGGGAAGGAUUGGAACAUCAGUCACAGAUUAGCAUCUGUGCUUGUUGGUGGUCUGAAACUGGCUAGUGUUGGAUUUAUUUCCAGCAUUGGAGCUGUGGCUUCCUCAAAUAUUUUGUAUGCAGUUCGAAAAAUCUUCAAUCCAGAAUUGGUUUCUAACCAACAAGUUAAAAGAUCACCUAUACUCAAAACAGCUCUUGUUUAUGGAGGCUUUCUAGGGACAUCUGCAAAUCUUCGUUAUCAGAUUAUUGCUGGAAUCGUGGAGCAUCGAAUUUCUGAUGAAUUUUCUUCUCAAAUCUUUCUUGUGAAUAUGCUUUCCUUUUUUGUUCGGACUAUCAAUUCUUACUGGGGAACUCAGCAAUGGGUUGAUCUUGCUCGCUUCUCGGGAUUGCAAACUCGGAAGAACGAACAACCUUCUUACCUGACUUCAGAUUCUCCUAAUCCAGCAGCACUGGAAUGCGGUGCUGCAGAAGAGGCCAAUAUCGACGAAUUCAAGAAUCAGUGAGGUGAAUCUGUAUUUUUAUGUUGUCAUUUUGAGAUUUAUUUUUGCUUUUCUUGCCCCUCUGAACCACAGUACCACAAGAAAAAAAAACCCUUGAAUACAAAAUUCUUUCAAAAUUUGGAGAACACAAGGAUGAGAUAGGAGCAUUAGCCACAAAAUAUAUUGCGAGUACAUUGAUUCAAUGCAAGCUGAAAAUCAUGUAAUAAGAGAAUGAAUGGCUUCAUCCUUGAUUUUGGGACAUUUUCUCCAAAACAAGAUAUGUUGAAUUAAAAGCUCUUCUGUAUAUGAAAUUGUUUUAUGUAAAUUUAGCAUCAAUAAUUUACCUUGUAAAGCCACAACUAUAUAGUUUGCCUUUUAAAUAUGAAUUGUCUUCAUAUUUGUGGACCCAGAAUAA
Messenger RNA from Gossypium raimondii (Peruvian cotton), 2659 nucleotides. RefSeq names its product protein RETICULATA-RELATED 6, chloroplastic. The coding region runs from base 121 to 2268 and encodes 715 amino acids. Lineage: Eukaryota; Viridiplantae; Streptophyta; Magnoliopsida; Malvales; Malvaceae. The record is from RefSeq and is a predicted model, not a curated record. The transcript is spliced from 7 exons.